Microthlaspi erraticum is the source of this 1056-nucleotide messenger RNA. The record is from the annotation of a GenBank genome assembly. NCBI's taxonomy places the organism in Eukaryota, Viridiplantae, Streptophyta, Magnoliopsida, Brassicales, Brassicaceae.
AUGAACAGAGGAUCCAUUCGGCAAAUGGAAGAAGCAAUGGCAACGAGGUAUUGGUGUCACAUGUGCUCUCAAACAGUGAAUCCAGUAAUGGAAGCUGAGAUCAAAUGCCCCUUUUGCCGAAGUGGUUUCAUCGAAGAGAUGGCAGAGGAACAAGACACCAACGACGAGAGAGCAAACAACUCUCUAUGGGCUCCCAUCUUGAUGGAACUCAUGAACGACCACCCCGUGCGUCGCGGAAGAAGGAACCAGAGCGUCGAGUCCGUCGAAGACAACCAGAACGAGACAGAGACUCAGACCGAGACUCAGAAUCACGAAACUGAUUUGAAUUGGCAGCUUCAGGAGAUUCUCAGGAGAAGGAGAAGACACUCCGCUGCCGUUUUGCAGCUGCUUCAGGGGAUACGAGCAGGUUUAACCGAGAGUAAUGGAGAUGAGAACAACGAUGAGAGUGGCAACAGAGAGCGUGUGCUCGUGAUCAAUCCGUUUACCCAAACAAUCACUGUUCAAGACUCUGUCGAUCCGGAUUCUGUAGCAGCUGGUUCGUUAGGCGACUACUUCAUCGGUCCUGGAUUCGAGAUGCUGCUUCAGCGUUUAGCAGAGAACGAUCCCAACAGAUACGGAACGCCUCCAGCUAAGAAGGAAGCUGUUGAGGGUUUAGCUACUGUGAAAAUAGAAGAGACUCUGCAGUGUUCGGUUUGCUUAGAGGAUUUCGAGAUUGGCACCGAGGCUAAGCAGAUGCCGUGUAAGCAUGACUUUCACGGUGAUUGCUUGUUCCCGUGGCUUGAGCUUCACAGCUCAUGCCCUGUUUGUAGGUAUCAGUUGCCUGCAGAUGAGCCAAAGACUGAUUCGGUUACAACACCAACGAAUGAUGACAAUGGAGUUGCUACUACAAGCAGUGAUGGAAACCGGCGAGAAGAGGAAGAGGAAGAGGAGGGAGAGGAGGAGGAGGAGGAGGAGGAGGAGAAUGACGGAAGUGGAUUCUCGAUGCCGUGGCCAUUUGGCGGCUUGUUCUCGUCGUCUCAAGAUAACAACAAUCCAUCAGCGGGUUCUUCUAGUUGA